This is a messenger RNA of Adelges cooleyi (spruce gall adelgid), 518 nucleotides long. RefSeq lists its product as uncharacterized. The record is from RefSeq and is a predicted model, not a curated record. Bases 34 to 405 code for a protein of 123 amino acids. Lineage: Eukaryota; Metazoa; Arthropoda; Insecta; Hemiptera; Adelgidae. The transcript is spliced from 2 exons.
UUGGUGGAAGUUACAGGAAACAGACAGAGAAAAAUGGAACAGAACGGAACUAUGGACCGCGUUACGCCUAUCGAACAGUCCAUCGACCACUCAAAUGAGUUCAUGUUUACACCGCCACAAAUCGGACCGAAAACCGAUGAACAAUCUGACGUUGAAACGAAUGUAGAAGGCGAGUCAACUAACAAUAACAAACCACCACUAGCACGAGAUGACAACCCUACGCAUGAUAACACAAUGAUCUUGUAUACUGCUGAGGAUAGAGUAACCUCAUUCCUGUUAAGCAUUCUAAAUGACAAACGGUUUAUCUAUACCCAUCAUGUUUAUAAAUACAUCAACGAACGGCUAUCGGGGGCCAAGAAAAAUGAAAAUACAAAAAUGACCGCAGUAAGUAGUCGUAUGAUGUAACAUGAGUUUAUUUUUGUUUUCGAACUCUCGAAGCGAUUAAGUUGGCUCAAAUCAUAACGAAAAUGUGUUAUAUAUGCUUGAGUGUGUGAUUUGUAAAUCUCAUAUAUCAUGAU